GAGAGACAGAGCAUGAACGGGGGAGGGGUCUAUGCUGCUUUUAAAUGGAUCCCUCACUGAAGUGUUGGUUGACAGCUGCCCCAGAAAUCUGCCACCAAAAAUUAGGAUGACGUGGACUGCUGUUUUUCUCCAUCUUUCUUCAACUGUGUAUCAGCUCCCACAGCAAAACACGACAUAGGCAAAUUUAUGGACUUAGCAAGAUGAAUAAAAAUAAACUGAUUCAUGAUUUCCUGGAAGUAGUUUCAAGGGGUGAUGUGGAACUCAUCUGUGACUAUAUUAGUAAAGUCCAUUCCAUCCUUGGAAACCUUAACUUUCAGCAUCCAACGACUGGAAAUACACCUCUCAUUACUGCAGCAGAAGAAAAUCUAACAGAGGUUGUUGAAUUUCUUCUGGAAAAGGGAGCAGAUAUCACCCUUUGUAAUUACAGCAAUCAAACUGCGGUUCAUGUGGCUAAUUGCCACAUCCAAAGACAACUCUUGGCUAUCAAUGGAAUCCAGGCUCCCCAAAUGCAACUUCUACAAACUUCAUGGCAAGGUGAUCUUGAACAACUUCAACACUUGCUGGCAUCUGAAGAGUUCCUGGAUAUAAAUUUCCCAAACCAACAUGGCUUGACCCCUCUGAUGCUGGCUGUGAGGGAUGUGGAUCUGUUUGAGAGUCUUGAUAUGUUAACAGUCUACAGACCUGUGGAGGUUCUGUCUGAGCUCCUCAGGCAUCAUGCAGAUCCUAAACUCUGUGAUUUUAGUGGAAAAUCAGCAAUACAUUAUGUGUCGCAAAUACAUAGUUUUAGGAAACAGCAGUUAUUGGACAUUCUAAUGAACUCUAUGCCAAAACCAGAAAGACAUGCUGAAUCAUUGCUUGAUAUUUGUCAUGAUACUAACUCUUCUCCAACUGAUAGGAUGACAGUUACUACAAACCAAAAUAUAAUCUUGCAAAGUAUCAGCAGCAGUGAGGAGUUUGACCAAGACGAGGAUUGCAGUCAUUCCAUAUUGCUUAGUGAAGGAGGGGAUCCAAGUGGUGAUGGACAAGAUUGGCAACCCAGGACAGAAGGUUUUGAGAUUAUUGUUACUUUUCCAAGAGAUGUCAGUUAUCCCCAAGAAAUAAGCCGAGAAGAUUUACAAGAAAACAAUCAGAUAACCCCAGUGAAUCAAGAAAGGGCACAAGCACAUUCUGUUUCCCUUCCAAAUGAAAUUCACAUGGUGGACUUCCGGACAAAGACUCUGACCAUGGGUCAGAAGAAGGAGGAAAGUUCCAAGGAGCUCUGUGAUGCAAAUGUGGGCUUUUUGUUGCCAAGACCUUGCUUAGAACCAAACAUCUCCACAUCUGUAGCCAGAGAAGAUGUUCCUCACUUUCUGAAGGAGCAGCAAAGAAAAUCUGAAGAGUUUUCUACUCCUGAUAUGAAGUAUAGUAGCCGAAGAAUUGAGUUCCCUCUGCCAGCAUUGUCACUUUUGCCCAUGAAACCUGGUCUUCAUACUGCCCCCCAAGAUCACAUGGAUCAAAAGGAGAGAGAAAAAAAUAUUCUGAACUUUGUAUCUUUCAAACCUAAGCUCUCAGAGCCCAGAAGUCAAUCUGAUGAGGUUAGACCAUUGAACAAGCAGCAGGAAGCUCCGUUUAAGGUGUUUGUGGAUCAGACUCUCAGGUGCUCUGAUAGCUCUAUUUGGUCCAGAAACAUGUGCUCUUUUUGGAAGGCUAACCAUCACAGACAACAUAUGGAGAUGGAGAACAGGAAAUCCAAGGAAACAGAAGAAAGUGACAAAAUUUCAAUCUCUCACUUUGAAAAAGGACAAUCUUUGGUGUCCUUUGAGAAUUGUAAGGAACGCAGUUUUCCUACAGAUAGGGAAGCGGAUAUUGACUACGUUGGUUGUGAAAUGAGAAAAGCAGAAGAGAAUUCUCAACAUCUUUUAUCAGGAAAGAAAGAGGGUCCAGUAGCCAGAAACUUGUUUACAGAUUUUGAAGUUGGAUGUAACAUGCCAGUCAAGUUCCAAGAAGCCCAGCAUUCAGAAAUAAUUCUAAGCCAGGAUGAAGAGACUAGAAAUGAUAAAGCUGAUUUAAAAAGUACUUCAGUACAUAAAGGUGAAGCAGUUGAGCCAAAUCAUAUUUUAGAAGAGUAUACUGUACUUAAAAGUUUGUCCAAUGUAGUCCCUGAUGGCCCCACUGAAAAGAUUCCGCAAGGUCCUAGACGCACAGAGACAAACAUAAAAAUGUCAACGGCGGAGGCAACCAAACCGGAAAUGAAUGGGAUGGUGCCUCUUAUGCACAUCACUUUCCCUGGAGAUGAAACUCCCAAGGAACCAGCAGUAGCCAAACCAAGCCUCCAAAAAAGAAAGGGCACUCUUCAUAGCAACAAUAGCUUCAAUAUUCUUGUACAUCAAGAAAAUGACAGACAUAAGAUGAAAACCCCCAGAAAUAAGUUGGAUUCAAAGACCAAGACCAGUAAUAGGACACCCCAGAAUUUCAUGAUUUCCAUUGAAGGUUCCAUUAAGCCUACCAUACAUAAAACCAGUAUAAAAACUCCAGUUUUCCCUGCUUUGGGGCUUGUUGACCCCAGACCUUGGCAACCACCCAAGUUUCAAAGGAGAAUGCCACAGAUAGAAAAGAAGCAAUCAACUUACCGGGCUCUGAAACCUAAAAAGCAAUCUUUUCCUUGCAUCGGUAAGAAUUCAGGAAUAAAAAAGUCUUCUGUUCCUCUCUCUGCUCAACCAACAGAGCCAAGACUAAAUUACUUAGAUCUUAAGUAUAGUGACAUGUUCAAAGAAAUCAAUUCAACUGCUAAUGGUCCUGGAAUCUAUGAAAUGUUUGGGACCCCUGUUUAUUGUCACAUGAGAGAGGCUGAACGUCAUGAGAACAAAUAUUAUCGAGAGAUAUGCUCAGCUCCAUCUGGCAGAUGUAUUACCAAUAAAUGUCGAUCUUCACACAGUGAGAGGAGCAGCAACAGCAGAACAAGAUUUUCUCAGAAAAGACCACAUGUUAAACCUGUAAAGGUUUCACUUGGCAUUAAACAAAAGAACAAAAUUUUAAUUUCUAAAGAAAAGGGUUACAAGGCUGUAGGUAGCAACGUACAAGACAUGGAAAAUGGUGAUGAUAUUUCAGGUUCACAGUGGCAGAUAAAGUCUUCAGGAGAUGACUUUCUUUCUUCUAAUAAUGAAGUUCAGCCCUUGAACUCGGCUCUGCCUCAUGAGCUGUCCACGGAACAGAAUGAAGUCAUUCCUGUUUCAGAUUUGUCCACUGUUGAAGAAGUCUCUAUGGAAGAGUCUGCUGAUGAAGGAGACAUUUCUAACAAUCAAAUACUUGCCACGAGCCUCAGAGAUCUACAGAAACUUGAAGAACUACAUCACCAGACCCCAUUUGUCCUUUCAGAAAACAGUUGGGCAAUGCCCAGUGAGAAGAAUUCCAAUAAGCAUGUACUGCAAGAAAAGCAGAAUACAGCAUCACUUGUUAAAAUAGAUGCCAACCAAAUUUUAACUAAUGAUGUAGGGUUUGAAAGUGUUUUAGGUAAGUCUGAGAGACUUUUGAGUUUCUCUUUCCAAGAGAAACAACAGAGUGCAUCUUCCCAAGCAUAUCAACAUUGGGCACAUUCUUUGGAUCAUGAUAGUGUAGCUAAUGAAUCAAUUACAUAUCAAACAUUUGGACAAACUUUAAAUUAUGCAAAUUCAAUUUCGCAAGGAAUUCUAGAUUCUGUAAAGAAUGAAGAAUUGACGGAUGAACUAUUAGGAUGUCUAGCUGCAGAACUAUUAGCUCUUGACGAGAGAGGUAACACCUCUUGCCAAAUAAUGGCAAAUGAAACAGAUCCUGAAAAUCUAAAUCUUGUCUUCAGUAGGAGAGGACAAACCACACAAGAAUUGGGUGGAGAGACAACCAAUGUUAAAAUACAGAGACAUAGUAAUGGGUUCAGGAUAUAUGACAAGGACAAGAAAUUUCUCAACUCAAAUGAAAAGAAGACAUUUUCUGAAAAUAGUUUAAAGUAUGAAGAAUCUAUCCUGUGGACUAAGGGAGAGGUCCUUGGGAAGGGAGCCUAUGGCACAGUAUAUUGUGGUCUUACUAGCCAAGGACAGCUAAUAGCUGUAAAACAGGUGGCUUUGGAUACCUCUGAUAAAUUAGCUACUGAAAAAGAAUACCGGAAGCUACAGGAAGAAGUAGAUUUGCUCAAAGCACUGAAACAUGUCAACAUUGUGGCCUAUCUGGGGACAUGCUUGGAAGAGAACAUCGUAAGCAUUUUCAUGGAAUUUGUUCCUGGUGGCUCAAUUUCUAGUAUUAUAAGCCGUUUUGGGCCAUUGCCUGAGAUGGUUUUCUGUAAAUAUACAAGACAAAUUCUGCAAGGUGUUGCUUAUCUCCAUGAGAACUGUGUGGUGCAUCGAGAUAUCAAAGGAAACAAUGUUAUGCUCAUGCCAACUGGAAUAAUAAAGCUAAUUGACUUUGGCUGUGCCAAGCGUUUGGCUUGGGCUGGCAUAAAUGGCACCCACAGUGACAUGCUUAAGUCCAUGCAUGGGACUCCAUAUUGGAUGGCCCCGGAAGUCAUCAAUGAGUCUGGAUAUGGAAGGAAGUCAGAUAUCUGGAGCAUUGGCUGCACCGUGUUUGAGAUGGCCACAGGGAAGCCUCCACUGGCUUCCAUGGACAGGAUGGCAGCCAUGUUUUACAUUGGAGCACACCGAGGGCUAAUGCCUCCUUUACCAGAACACUUCUCAGAAAAUGCAGUGGACUUUGUGCGUGUGUGCCUGACCAGGGACCAGCAUGAGCGACCUUCUGCUGCCCAGCUCCUGAAGCACUCCUUCUUGAUAAGAAGUCAUUGAACAUACAUCAACUUUCCUUUCCAGUUCCAUUAUAGAUACACUCCGUGACUGCUUCAUUGUGGGAAUGAUGGUUAAGGGACUUUUCCUAUUGUUAAGUCAGCUCAACUCAACCAGAUCCUGCAGUGUCCCUAACUAAAAUGUUUUUAGGUAAAUACUAGCCUCAAGCUUCAGGCGUGGUUACCCAUGUAUAUGAGAAAAUUUUCUUAAUAACAAAAUGUAUUGCUGUUUACAGUUUUGACUAUCCUUCAUUUUUGGCCUGUCAGUUUUAAUGUCUUUAAAAUAAAUUGUAAAAACAAGAAGAAAAUUGUUUAUUUUUUGCUUGGCUGGUAAAGACACUUAAUUCUUGGAAAGGAAACCAGAGGAAGGUGAUAAAUUAAACACUGGAGGAUGCUAGAUUCUGUUUAGCAGUAACCUUUGCAGAUUACAGGAGCCUCAAAAUUAACAGGAAGAGCUAAGGGCCUUGGCAUUUCAUUAUCAGAGGGUCCCCUAUUUCCUCCCAAGUUUCUGCCUAUAGUAAACUGUACUAUUCAAGGUGGCCCCAUAAGCCUCAGGUUGCUUCCCCUGAAAUUUGUAGUACUACUUGAAGACUUCACUUAU
This is a messenger RNA of Lynx canadensis (Canada lynx), 5381 nucleotides long. RefSeq names its product mitogen-activated protein kinase kinase kinase 19 (gene MAP3K19). Lineage: Eukaryota; Metazoa; Chordata; Mammalia; Carnivora; Felidae. Gene Ontology annotation, molecular function: protein binding; protein kinase activity; ATP binding. Bases 201 to 4784 code for a protein of 1527 amino acids. The transcript is spliced from 14 exons. The record is from RefSeq and is a predicted model, not a curated record. Gene Ontology annotation, biological process: protein phosphorylation.